Molecule: messenger RNA, 4303 nt
Organism: Pocillopora meandrina
Lineage: Eukaryota; Metazoa; Cnidaria; Anthozoa; Scleractinia; Pocilloporidae
Source: the annotation of a GenBank genome assembly
UUAUAACUUUCCUUAAAGUGUCAUUUGAACUUUCAGUCAAGUCGUGAUCACUUGCAGGAAGAACAUCUUUCGUAAGACACAACUUUUUAGCCCUUGGCUCAGACAUUUUAACAGCGGUACGUAUUGAAAUAUGGCUGUUUUUUUCGAGAACUUUUAGAAAUGAGUAUAAUGUACACGUUUUGUGGAACAGAUAACGAUAUUUUACCUCUAGUGCGGACGAAAAAGCACAUUCAGUGCUCUCCACAAGUUCGUAAGAAAUAAUCCGUUAAUCUGCGUUGGUGUAAAUAUUGCAUGAUUGUUAUUGGGGUUGAACAAACAAAUUGUAGUAAUACUACUGCGGAGAGUCCUUGUGAAAAGAAGUGUGUUUGGAUUCGAGUUACAUAUGGUGUACAGAAAUUAUAUUUGCAUGUCCUCUUUACUUACGGAAUUCUAUGUAACUGCGCGCACUAUGUAUUUGCUAAGGCAGAACAUAUCAAUGAGCGUUUGUGAUUUUAAAGGCGAGAUAGUGUUUCGAAACAAAUUUGAGUUCAAAGUUUACAUUCUUGCUAAUUUUGCCCAAUGCGUUGGUGUCCCCGCGGACGCUCUUAAAAAAAUGAACGAUUCGUUUUUCGUGCACGAAAAUUGCUUUCAAGGGAAAGCUAAGUUUUCCGUACCCCUGGUGGGAGCCACAGGAUUCAGGUAAAUAUUCUUACUUUUGGAUAAAUAAAUAUAAAACACAACAGAAACUGGAGAUUUGACUGACGGAUCAGAACACAGGGGUGAAUUACUCAAGUGCUUUGCGAUUGUGUCUGUACACAGCCUCACUGCAGGCCUCGGGCUUAAAACACGAGAUAAAAAUUUAAAAGUUUCCACAAUCCUGCCUUCAAUCAAACUGACUCGGUUCAAAAAUGUAACGAACCAAUUUUGGGUCAGUUAGCUUUUGAUUCACUCUACAGGAGAGAAGUAUCCAAAAGUACUGUGCUUCGGGCUUAAUCCGCUUAAUCAUCAUAAAUUUUUCACUGACUUAUCUUCGUCGUCGGCCGGGAGUCAAAUUCAGUUUCUUUGGCCCUCUUCUCUGAACGAGAUCCUUGUAUCAGCAGCGUCGCGGUAUUUCUUGUAAGGUUCUGUCCUGUACUAAAUUACCUUAAACUUGUAUGAGAUUUGAAAAAAUUGCAGUAGUGGAAUUUAAAGCUAGGAACUAAGAGUUAGGGACAAAGGAAGAGAGAAUAAGACAAACAACACGAUGGAAUAACUCAGGAUAAAGGAGAUUAAUUUAAACCGGAUUUCAAAUUACGAACAUUUUAGGCUAAAUUUUUUAAGAAUCGCCAGUUGUCUCGUAACAUGCAUUUCAGGCAUUUUUCUCUUUUCUUUGAAUCACUGAUAAGAUUUUUUUUUUCAAGUAGUUUUGGUUAUCAAAUGCAGCUAAAACGUAAUCCUUUUAUGAACAAAUCAGUGGAAUUUUGUCCGAUUUUCGUGUUAGUUAUGAGACAUAUUCUGGUGUCAAUCUAAUAAAUAACAUAACACUUGAGAGCUGACUAUAUUUCUAUUUUGCAGUUUUGUCGUCUAACGAGCCCCAUAUCUGUCAUAAUGAUUUCUCUGGGGGACCUGUUUUGUUUUCAACUUAUAAAGAAAACCACAAAGACUGUGCCAAAGUUGAUCUUGUGAUCGUUCCAACAGCCUGUAAAAUUGGCCGCAGGAAACAAUACAGAUACAAAAGCUUAUUAGAGAUCAUUUGUACAUCGCAUUAUUCCGUUUUCAAUGCCCUGUUUAUCAUAUGAAGAACGUAUUUCCUGCUCUAAGAGGAUUGAGCCGUAAUAACUUAGUUUUGAUGGUUUUGGUAUGUUAAAAUGAUAAUGAAAUCCCGUUUGAUAUGACAGUGAUUCAUUUCAAUGCGUUACUGUUUUUCAGCUGUAGGUGGAGUAGCAAGGCUUUCUCACUUUGCGGUGGCAUAAAACGGCGGUGUUACUGCGAUCUUUCAUUAUGACGGCGGUGAAAACCUUGAUAGCUUUUUGCCUGCUGACCGAAAUUGUUCAGGGGGACACACUGUGGUACAAUGGCAAAGAAUCACUUGCAAAAAACUUGGCCAACUCGCCACGCGUCUACGGAUUAUCAUCACCUAGAAAGGUGUUUAUUACAAACACCAGGGGGAAACUAGAGGUUAAUGCAGUGCUCGAGAAUCUUGAAUCGACGAUCUCAAAGGCGCGCAGAACUUCGCGAUCAACAACUGCAAAACAUAGGUCGAAACGAGUGAUAUUUUCAGGGGACGACCGCGUGGAGAUACCUCAAAAAUUAUUGGAAAAAUGCCCCUUUAGCGCAGCCGUGAGAAUCUCAACGGGUUGCUCCGGAAUCCUGGUGUCACCCAAGCACGUUUUGACUUCGGCUCACUGUCUACACAACGGAAGCCACUACGUGGAAGGAUACAAAAGCCUAAAGGUUGGUUUCCUGUUAAGAAAUGGUACCACAGAAUGGCGAGCGAUCAGCUCCACUAAGAUGUCCAAAAUGUGGAAGAAUGGAAGUGAUCCAAGUGCUACGAAAUAUGAUUACGCCCUUAUAAAGCUCCAAAGAAAUCAUAGUCGAUGCUUUCUGCCCAUUUCUCCGAGCAGGACUUUCUUCUACGGAUCGUACUGCGCACACGAGGCAAUUAAUUUCUCUGGUUUUGAUGAGGACAGGAAAGAUGGGACUUUACUAUACAGGUUUGUUAAUUUUCACCCCUACUCGACCAGUCAAAUAUUAAACGUCGAGGUUUUAACUGUUUAACCUCCUUUAUUAAAUUAUAAUUAAUUAUAAACCGUAAACCAUAAACACUUAUACUUAUAAUAGUGUAAAUGUUUAUGGUUUAUUUUAUCGUGAUGAAAAAGACAAAAAAAUGAAAGUAUUAUCAUUUUUCUAGCGAAGUAGUCAUGCCGUUACUUCCGAUGUAGACCGCGCCGUUUCAACUUCGCACCAUAAAGUCGAUUGUUAGGUCGAUUACUUACGCGUAAACCUCUGCAGACUUAAGCUUCGUUUCAACAGCUGUGAUUGGUGCAUUUCCACUUUGUCUUCCCUUAGUAGCCAUUGGUGUAUGUUCUCCUGCUUUACUUGUUUGUGGACAUCCAUCCUACUGGAAUGCCUUCAGUUCCACUGUCUUUCUUGAUAUCCAGUGCCAGGGAGAAAACUUUCGUGAAUUGCCUCUUUCACCUUGCAUAUGUAUUAGAGAGUGCUUUAACCUCCCGCCCACGCAGCACUUCAAGUGACAGAUUUAUCUUUACGAUGAAUUGAAUCACGGGUUCACUUUUUAAACUUUUGAGCCUGAUUUUCUCCAGACAUUUUUUUGUCUUACCCUCAGGUCAACAUGUGAUGUGUGAUCUUUCGUGGUCACAUACUUGAGGCAGGAACAAGAAUGAGACAGAAUUUUCCUUCUUCACAGCAGGUGGCUUCGUGCCUCACGGAAUCAGGGAGUCACCGUUUCGAACUUUGUCUAAAAUACCUAAUUAAAACUCCUUUAUCCACUAAGACUCCAAUUUUUCAUUUCUCGGCUUUUACAUUUCAUUUUUUUUCUCUUUUAUAUAUAUAGAAGUUGCCGAGUUCUGACUUAUUCCGCUAACCUGCUCUAUCACUGCUGUGAUGCCCAGAGAGGUUCGUCGGGCGCAGGCGUCUACGAAAUUCACAGGCCUAAAAAAGGGAAAUAUCUACGCUACGUCGUUGGCGUAUUUUCUGGGAACCGCGACAAAAUUACCAGGAGACCCCCACAGUUUACUUGUAGCGGUCACUCCAGAAGGAUCUGGUUCACGCCGUUUUACAGCACGAAUUAUAACGCCGCCCUGCGUUUCAAGGAGCAAGACGUGUAUCACAUCUGUACAUGGAUGCGCAGACUUGGAGGAGAAAACUGCAAAAAGUUCCUCAAGGAAAGAAGGCGAAAAAGGCGUCAGUCGGCUAGGAAGCGCCGAGAAAGAAGUAAGGAGGCAUAUGCCCGUUGCCAAAGCAUGCUUUAGACGGUUGUCAUAGCAACUGAGAGGCCGUCCGUGACGACAUAUAAAACUGUAAUAGGAAUUCAUAAAAAUCACAUCGACCACUUCUAACCAUCAAGGAGUAAUUUUGUUCGCUUAUAGCAUAGCAGGUUCUUUAAAUUUGUUUCCCGAGAUUGACCGUAAACGUUACUUGCUGCAGGCCAUAGCAUACAUAUUUUGACGAAUACGAUUGUUCUCACGCAGAAAAAGGAAAGUGUCCACUUUUAUUUGCAACUUCAUUUUUAUCAACUAAUUCGAAAAAAAUAUAAUCCCCUCCCCUCCCCCAUUUAAAAGCUCUAUGUCCAGAGCGAAACUCCUGCCCUGUAGUAAAAGCCCUG